Messenger RNA from Carassius gibelio (silver crucian carp), 4080 nucleotides. RefSeq names its product centrosomal protein of 120 kDa. Gene Ontology annotation, biological process: interkinetic nuclear migration; positive regulation of centriole elongation; centrosome cycle. Lineage: Eukaryota; Metazoa; Chordata; Actinopteri; Cypriniformes; Cyprinidae. The coding region runs from base 859 to 3966 and encodes 1035 amino acids. The record is from RefSeq and is a predicted model, not a curated record. Gene Ontology annotation, cellular component: centriole; centrosome. The transcript has 20 exons.
CAUUUAGAUUGCAUGAUUCAGAAACACCCAGCAGUUUCAAAACACCCACAUGGGUGAUUUUGUUAAAUUGAUUUCAUAAAAUGUUAUCCUCCACUGCAAAUUGUCUUGCAAGUCAAGGGGGUUGAAUAAUUUGGAACACAACUGUAUAUUGUCUGUGUGAGAGGAAUCAAACAAUCAUAUCCUGCUAUCGUUUACUCUUCCUCAGCCUGAAAGUGUUUUUUUUUUCUGCUGAACACUAAAGAAGAUGUUUUUUGAGAGUGAACAGUUGACGGCACCCAUUGACUUCUAUGCUACAGGAAGAAAUACUAUGGAAGUGAAUGGGUACCGUCAACCGUUUGGUCUUUUAAAGCAUCAUCUUUUUAGCAUUCAGCAGAAGACAGAAACUCGUACAAAAAAUAUAUAAUUUUUUACAUUUUAUUUAAAGAAAUAAAUAUAUAAAAUAAGCUCACACAGUUUAACAUUUAUUCCCAAAGCAACCAACUAUGUGUCAUUGUUGUUAACUAAGACUGAAACAACUAAAAACAGUUUUCUGUAAUUGAAAUAAAGCUAAAGUAAAAUGAUAUAGAUAAGUCGUGUAAGCUACUACUAAAUAUGGGAGAAACUUAUUUUCUGUAAAGUUGCUUUGCAAUGAUUUGUAAAGUAAAAAGCACUAAUUUUAGUACUGUUUUCAUUUAAUUUAUAAAGUAGUAACUUUUUACAAAAAAAGUUGAAAUGCUAAAAUUAUUAAAACUGACAUAACAUAAAGGCUAAAAAAAGAUUAAUAAAACUAAUUCCUAAACCUCAAACUGCAACCAUGAGGCUAAAAGCUAUGCCAUUUGUCACUCUGAGAAAGUGCUGUAACAGUUUAUAAAGACCUUGAUGUUGUUUGGACACCAGAACCGUGUGUGUGUGUGUGUGUGUGUGUGUGUGUGUGUGUGUGUGUGUGUGUGUGUGUGUGUCCACCUAGAUGUUCCCGUGUUUGGCUCCUGGGAUGAUCUGAAUCCUCUCAAAGUCCCUCCCCAGGAUGAUGAUGUCACAGCCAGAGUAGUACGCCUGUCUGACACUGAUAAUCACAGAGAGUUCUACAUAUCAUCUGAAUGCCGUCGGUUUCCCAGGAGUCCUCGGCACACGCUCGUAGUCGAGGCUCGCUUCGACGGCGAGAGUUUGGCCACAGACCCCGUGGAACACAAAGAACAGCCCCAGUUCUGCACUGAGCUGGCCUGGGAGCUGGACCGCAAGACUCUGCAUCAGCACCGGCUCCAGAGAACACCCAUCAAACUACAGUGUUACGCCAUCGACUCCAGCUCGUCUGCGAGGGAGUGUGUGGGAUACAUCGUCCUCGAUCUCAGAUCGCUGCAAGAGAUCAAGCAGGCUCCUAAAUGGCAUCCUUUACUCAGUAGCAAGUACACCAAACUGAAACCUGCUCUUCUGAUCAGCAUGAUCUUAGAGAACGACACCAAACCUGCAGCUGAGCCGCUCAAGGCCAAGAAAGCUCCAGCGAGGCCAGGCUCUCCAGCGCUGGUUGCUCUGGACUCUGAUAAACUCAGGCCGCUUCUGAACGAGGAGGAAGGUUUCCAUCAGAUCGGUCCUGAAGAUGUGUGCGCUGAGAUGUUUGUGCUGUCGGUGACGCUUGCGUUUGCUUCUAAGCUGGAGCAGCUGAUCUCCAGCUCCACCAAGCUGUCCAGCGAGGGCUCCGAGUUCUUCUUCUAUUACACUCUGUUGGGGAACGAUGUCACCAGUGAACCUUUCCAGAACCUGCUGAGUCCGAACUUUGAGCCGGAGCGAGCGUCGGUGCGCAUCCGCAGCAGUGAGCCCUUCCUGCGGCUCUUCCUCGGUCAGCAGCCCUGUCUGCAGAUCCAUCUCUGCUGUGGAAACCAGUCUCUGGGCAGCACUGAGGUCAGUCUGGCCGGGUUGAUGAAGAGCAGCGCUGAUCUCACUAAAGCUCCGGCCACUAUAGAGGGUGUUUUCAUCCUUCAGCCUCCGCAGCGAGUGAAGGCCGGCCUGCAGUGUGUCCCGCCGGACCUCCAGCCCACUGUGAGCGUGUCUGUGACCCUCCGAACCGAAGACAGCGCUCAUCAGCUGGAAGUACCCGUUGAGAAUGGUCCUAAAACGCCAGUGAAGAAAGGCCCGGUUCCAGCCGCCCGUCGUGAACGUCCCUCAGAGGAGCCCAGAGCCCUUAGGACCCCAUCACCGGACCGGCCUCUCCAGACUCCUGACGCUUCUCCUGAACACCAGCACUCAGAGAGCGAGGCCGAGAGUCUGUGCAGUGACAUCAGACAGGCCCCGCCCACGGCGCACGAGAGACAGGCCCCGCCCACGGCGCACGAGAGACAGGCCCCGCCCACAGCAAAUGAUGUGACUGAAGCUGAUGCUGGAGACUCGUCCGUCUCUGUUUCUGCUCCGAAGAUCUCCAUCCCUGCGUCUGCACAUCACUACAGCUUCUCCCUGGACCUGCGCAGCGUCCGAGACCUGAGGACCAGCUUCCCUGUGAACUGCAUCCUCCGGUACGCUUACCAGUUCUUCGGCAGCGCGGCUCCCAUCAUGACCAGUCCAGCGGUGGAGGUGAAGAAGAACACCGAGGUGUUUCUGCCGCAGUCGUACUGCGCCUUUGAUUUCGCCGCUUUACCCAAUCAGCUUCAGGACACGUUCCUCAGGGUUCCUCUGCUGGUGGAGAUGUGGCACAGAGAGCCGAUCUCUGGAGAUGUUCUGCUGGGUUCUGUCAGCAUUCAUCUGUCCCGUCUCCUCAGCUCCGAGAAGACACGCUUCCUGGACCCGUCCGGUCUGCAGCGCUGGAGACAGAGCUGUUCUGAGAGGAUCCCCAUCAUGAGAGCAGACGGGUCCGAGAGGUUGGCUGAACUCUGUUACGUGAGCGUUCUUGAAGAUCUGGGCUUCGUGAAAGCUCAAGACGUCCUCGUCUCUGAAUCGUCACAGGGGCCGGCGGCGGCUCUGGCUCCUCCUCCUCAGGGCCCCGGGGGGGCGGAGCCUCUCACUCGUCCUCGAGAGACCCCGGAGUACAAGGCAGCGCUGGAGCUGGAGAUGUGGAAGGAGAUGCAGGAGGAUCUGUUCGAUAAUCAGCUGAAGCAGAAGGAGUUGAGUCACAUGCAGGCGCUGGCCGAGGAGUGGAGGAAGAGAGAUCUCCAGCGGGAGGCGCUCAUCAAGAAGAAGGAGCUGGAGUAUAAUGUUCUGGAGGAGCAGCUGCAGAAGACUCUGUGUGAUCUGGAGAAGAGAGAGAAAGCUCUGGCUCACGCUGAGAUGGAGACGCAGAGACUGCAGCGAGAGCUCCGCUCCGAGCACGAGCUCAACAUGAGAGAGCUGCAGGACAGCGGCCGGCGUCUGCGCCAGGACUGCACUCACCAGGUAGAGCUGGAGAGGUCAAAGGUCAGGCAGCUCGAGGAUCAGCUGGCUCAGCAGCGACAGCAGAUACAAGAGGCUGAGAACAAAUACAAGCAGCUGGAGAAGGAGUUUGUUCAGUACCGGGAUCAGCAGAACGUCCGGCCCGAGGUCCGUCUGCAGUCAGAGAUCAACCUGCUGACCCUGGAGAAGGUGGAGCUGGAGCGUAAACUGGAGUCUGCUACCAAAUCCAAACUGCAUUACAAGCAGCAGUGGGGACGAGCCCUGAAGGAGCUGGCCAGGUUUAAACAGCGCGAGCAGGAGAACGCUAUGACCCGUCUGAGGAAGCAGCAGCAGGAGCUGGAGCACAUGAGGUUACGAUACCUGGCCGCUGAAGAGAAGGAGGUCGUCCAGAACGAGAAACACGAGCUUCAGGACAUCCGGAACGAGCUGAACCGGCUGAAGCCGCAGGAGGAGCCGCGCAGCUGGAGGGACACGGCACACGCGUGUGCGAGCGAGAGCGCUGAUGAACACGUGACACGUCUGCUGGAGGAGAGAGACACGCUGCUGCGCACCGGAGUCUACACGCAUGACGACAGGAUCAUCUCUGAGCUGGACCGACAGAUCCAGCAGAUCAUGAGCCGCAGGAACACGUGACACGCGCGAGAAAGCCUUGCUGUGGGACUGUUAUAGUGUGUGUGUGUGUGUGUGUGUGUGUGUGGUUUAGAUGUGACUGUCGGUUUAAAUAAAUGUUUUUCUGAUCUCUUCAUA